Molecule: messenger RNA, 1883 nt
Organism: Sphaeroforma arctica JP610
Lineage: Eukaryota; Ichthyosporea; Ichthyophonida
Exons: 1
Coding region: 214-1494 (426 amino acids)
Source: RefSeq, a predicted model, not a curated record
AUUUUCAAGGACGUAAAGUCGACAGCGCAGCUGUUGAAUUUGUGGAUUUAUAUAUAUAUAUUUAUAUAUAUAUAUAUUAUUUUUUUUUUGCGAAAUACUCUAUUUACCUCGCGAUUUUAGGCACAACCAUUUGAAGCUUUUGAAUGAGUAAUUCAAGGUAGUAUUUAACUCACCUAAACAACUAACGGUACAAAUACUGAGUGGCACACCACUAUGAUAUCAGCCGUACCUCUGAUGCCAGGCCAGGACUAUAGAAGACCCGAGCCUAUUGGUGUAUUUGAUGCCGAUACGGAAGUUAAAGUCACUCCCUUCCCAGCCAGACGGCAAUUUCUGCGAGAGUAUCGACCUACUAUGCACAAUGUUUCUAGUUACGUGCUUAAAACGCAUUUCAUGGAUUAUGGUCUUUCACGGGUGAAAAGUUUAUGGAUAGAUGAAGAAGUUACCAAUGAAUAUUCACACGGGACUCCAGACCAGCCCCUGUUUGCAUCACAGACUCUCGUACACAACUGUAGGAUAUGCCGAGAGGAAGGGAACUUCGAUACCAAUAACGAGUCAUUCUUCUCAUCUGACAGUCCUGUGAAAGUCCAUGACGAGUUGGAACAUACACUACAAGAGCAACAAGUACAAGGAGAGCAGUAUACGGCAGUUGAAACCCCAUCUAGUACUUCAACCGCAGAUAAAGAGUCAAGAAGAUAUUCGAAUCCCUUCUGGGAUGAUUUGCCAACUGGUCCAAAUUUCGAGGAGAAUAGUAGUGUCUCCGAACGGGAAACUGUUAAUGGCGGGUACAAGCGACCCUACCCAUUUGAAGGGCAAACUGGUUCAAAUUGUGAAGGUGUGAGCUCUAUCGCCCUGGACGAUUUCGUGGACAAAGUACGCAGCAUUGCCGACUCAGCUACACCAGAUGCAACGCUUAAUAGCUUAUACAAGUACUGUGACAGAACAAAAGAGACUGGGGAGUACGUUAAUACACUGGUGGGGGAUAUGGAGACGCGAAAAGGUGAUGUCGAAGCCGAUAAGGAACAUGUUGCACACACACAAUCUCCAACAUUGAAGCGUGCGUGUCUUGAUCACCGCGAUGUUGGUAAUUUACAAGCAAGUACACAGUUUGUAUUAAUGCAACUUGCUACUGACGAAAAUACACAGAAACAGACUGCCGCAAGUAAUUCUGUUACUCACGCGGGUAGUAUUGAUAAUCGUGAAGUAGGAAACUGUAUCGACGGCAUCGCUCUGUCGGACGUUUCGGAUUUGUCGGAAAGCGAAUUAGUGACCCCCGAGUCCAGCGAUGAGGAUAAGAUAGUGCUCUCUCCCCCAUCACCCAGUGCAAGCACAGCCGUUUCGGCACUGGCGAUGGCACUCAAUACAGCCACAACUAGUACUGGGUUUUCUGUGGACUCAGAGCCCAGUGAUGCUAGUGGCAGUGACGGCGAGUCUGACGAAGAAACGAUCCAAUCAGAUGCUGACGGGAGUAAGACUGGGACUUUGUUGGCUAUUUAAAAGCGAGUAUGACUCGUACUGGCCAUAAUGUAUGGCUGUAACUGUCUGCGACUUGUGUCAAGGACAUGUAGGGAUGCGAACCGAUACUUUGAAAAGGAUCGUUCCUUUGGGUUGCCGACGGUGGCAUAUGACCAUCUUAGAUAUAAUAACGAUAAGCGAUUGGAAUGGCAGUGACCACAAGGAGAAUAAGAUAAUAAUUAAUUAUUUAUCGAAACAUUAGUAUACUGUAGAACCGUCUGCUAGUCCUCGACGUUGGAACAACAGUGUGUUGAAUCCACGAGCGCUACCGAGGUUGGCGAAGAGCGGUUGCUGUAUGAGCGAAGGCGUGCGAUAGCUUAUAUCGAGAAGAAGAAUCAAUAAAGUCUGUGGCGAGUCCUACUGUGAUGUCC